Brassica napus (rape) is the source of this 2151-nucleotide messenger RNA. RefSeq names its product growth-regulating factor 4-like. The record is from RefSeq and is a predicted model, not a curated record. Lineage: Eukaryota; Viridiplantae; Streptophyta; Magnoliopsida; Brassicales; Brassicaceae. Gene Ontology annotation, cellular component: nucleus. The transcript is spliced from 3 exons. Gene Ontology annotation, molecular function: ATP binding. Gene Ontology annotation, biological process: regulation of DNA-templated transcription; DNA-templated transcription; developmental process. Bases 411 to 1310 code for a protein of 299 amino acids.
UGUUUGGGUAUCUUUGCUUAUUAAGCCAGAUUUUCUUAGACACAAAGAAGUGGAGAAAUACUAUCCCAUUUUCUCUGUCUCUCCACUCCAUGGACUUGCAACUGAAGCAAUGGAGAAUUCAGCAGCAGAAUGAGUCAGAAGAACAAAGCUAUGCAACUAAGAUGUCCAAGUCUUUCUCCCAUCAGAUUCAAUCUCAAACUGCAACUUCUGCUACUGCUCUACCUCUCUUUGUUCCUGAACCCACCACUUCUUCAUCCUUCUCAUGUUUCUCUCCUGAUUCUUCCUCGUCUAGGUUGCUCAGUAAGCGUGCAAGGAAUUUUUUCCACUUAAAAGUUGAAACUAUUGCUGAUUUGUUUGUAUGGGUUUUGUCUGUAUUUUGUAUGUGAAUUUUGUAUGUGAAUUUUGUAGAGAUGGGAAACUUGUUUAGCUUGGCACAGUGGCAAGAACUUGAGCUACAAGCACUGAUAUACAGAUACAUGCUGGCUGGUGCUUCUGUUCCUCAAGAGCUCCUCUUGCCCAUCAAGAAAAGUCUCUUCCAUCAAUCUCAUUUGAACUUCCUUCACUAUCCUCUGCAACAUAACUUCCCCCAUCACCAACCCUGGUACUGGGGAAGAGGAGCAGUGGAUCCUGAGCCAGGGAGGUGCAAGAGAACGGACGGGAAGAAAUGGAGAUGUUCGAGGGAUGUUGUAGCCAGUUACAAGUAUUGCGACCGCCAUAUCCACCGUGGUCGAAACCGUUCAAGAAAGCCUGUGGAAACCACCACAAAUGCUGCCACAAAUGCCGCAUCUUCUUUUGCCUUAGGCGAGAAGCUUGGGCAGGGACCAGACAAUCUUUUCUUCUCCUCUAGCUCUUCUCAUUCUUCAACUCAGCAUCUCCACCUUAAUAGUCAUCAAAGUUGUUCUUCAGAGAUGAAACAAGAAAGCAACAACAAAAAGAGACCAUAUGAAGCUCACAAUAAUGGAAGAACAAACGAUGGUCACAUCCUGAGGCAUUUCUUUGAGGACUGGCCACAAUCAUCAGACUCAACCUCACGUCCAAUGAGCUCAUCGACUUGUCAUCAUUCCAUCUCCAUGCCCAGUUACGCUUCAUCAGAUGUUUCUCUAAAACUUUCCACAUGCAAUGAAGAAGAAGAAGCAAACAUGAUUAACAACAACAACAAUGAGAAGGAGCAUCAACAAAACAUGAAUUGUUUGAGCAGUGGAGGAAACGACUACAAUAUGGAUGGACCAUUGGCUGAAGCCUUGAGGUCAGCCUCUCCGACUUCCAGUCUUCUUCAACAAAUGGGAAUCUCAACUCAAAUCUUUCGUUGAAGAAAGUGUUAUAUGAAACAAAUCCUCUUUUAGCUACCUUUGAAUAUGCCUUUUUGCCAAAAAAUUAUGUCAGUUUUGAGUCUUUGUACAAGCAGAUGGAACUUAGCUUUACAAUCAAGACUUCCAGUAACAUCAGUGAGAUAUUUUAUGCAUUCAAAGCUGCCUAUCAGUCCUUUCUUUUAAAGUUUUCAUGAAUUUGCUGGUUACAGAAAAGAUUUGGUUACAAUGUCAAUGAUUAGGAGUCAUUCUAAUCUAUUGAAACCUAACCUACAUUGAAAACUGAAAAUCAUACCUAAAGUGAAUCGAGAAGGGAACAUUGGAUUCUUUCACUACUAAUCUGUGAAGCAAAACAUAAAAUACUGAACAAGGGAGUUAAAGCAUAAAACUCGAUUAAGUUAAUAGUAUUUAAAUAAGGCUUGGAAUUUUGAACCUAACUAAACCUCCGAACCGAACCAAACUUUUGGUUAGUUUGGUGAGAAGUUCAGUUCGAUUCAGUAGGUUUUCUAAAAAAACUUCAGUUUUCGGUUCGGUUCGACAACCGGUUACUUCAAUUUUCUUCUUUGAAGAACCCAAACCGAACCAACCAACUUUCAAAUUAAAAUAAACGAACUAAUCGAAAUUAACCAAAUCUAUCCAAAAUUUUAACAAAAUUAAACCAAAAAUAAAGGAAAUCAAAAAGUAGAAUUUUCAGAAAUUGAUUACUGAACUAGCUGAAUACUGAAACAAACUGAACUUUAUUUCAAGUUAAUUUAGUAAGAUUUAUGUUGAACCAAUUACAUUACCGAACCGAAUAAUCCAAACUAACCAAAAACCGAACUACCCGAACUGAAUAACUCGAAAC